This is a messenger RNA of Jatropha curcas, 1225 nucleotides long. RefSeq names its product basic region/leucine zipper motif 60 (gene BZIP60). Gene Ontology annotation, molecular function: DNA-binding transcription factor activity. NCBI's taxonomy places the organism in Eukaryota, Viridiplantae, Streptophyta, Magnoliopsida, Malpighiales, Euphorbiaceae. Gene Ontology annotation, biological process: regulation of DNA-templated transcription. The record is from RefSeq and is marked provisional.
GAUUCACUGCUUUUCUUUUGGCUGCCUGUAAAUAAGUAGUUUAGUUCAAUUGUAUUUGAUUUGUGAUUAUUCUGAGUCUCUAUAUGAUGGAGGAUACAGAAUUUCAGGAAGGUGACAUAUUCCGGCUAGUAAAUUUCGAUGAUCUAGAACAGCUUGAUUGGGAUAAUCUGUUUACUGGACUACCUGACGGUUUACCUUCUCUGCCUACGAAAUCACCACCUCCUAUUGAUGUCUUUAACUCGUCCCCUGAUUCAGUGUCUUCGUGGAUCGGGCAGCUUGAGAACGUUUUGAUGGAAGAUGAUGACGAUUGGGCAGCUGAGCCCAGCUUGCAAAUUUCUGAAAAUUUUUUCGCUGAUAUACUAGUUGAUUCGCCCCCUGGCUCUGCCGAGGUUGCUGAUGCUUCCACCGACAAGGACUCGGCUGCUUCCGAUCAUGGAAACAGUGGCGCUUCAGAGACGGAAAAGGAAUCGGAGAAGAUAGUUCCUGAUAGAGCUGAGGUGAAAAACGACGAUGAAGACCCCGAUGAUCACAUUUCUAAAAAACUGAGAAGGCAAUUGAGAAAUAGGGAUGCGGCAGUUAGAUCAAGGGAAAGAAAAAAGAUGUAUGUGAGGGAUCUUGAAAUUAAGAGCAGGUAUUUGGAGGGAGAAUGCAGAAGAUUGGGGCGGUUGCUUCAGUGUUUUGUUGCAGAGAAUCAAGCUCUGCGUCUUAGUUUGCAGAAGGAUAAUGCAUUUGGUGUUUCCUCGGCCAAGCAGGAGUCUGCUGUGCUCUUGUUGGAAUCCCUGCUGUUGGGUUCCCUGCUUUGGUUCCUGGGCAUCAUGUGCCUAUUCACUUUGCCCAAGCUUCCACACUUAACUCUGGUGGCAGUUCCACUGGAAAACGAGGAAAAGAAAAUGGCAGAAAAAGGAGCAGGAAGUAAGAUGGUGAUAGGACCUUUAAUGAACAGUAGGAGAUGCAAAGCAUCAAGGACAAGGAUGAAAACAGAAUCCAUUUCUGAUGGAGUCUUGGUGUGAAUCUUUUCUGAUGCGACGAAACUCUUUCUAAGUGAGUAAAAAUGCUGGUGGAAUUGGACUUCUAUGAACUUGGCCACUACUGUUCCCCAGCACUGAUGGUUUGGCCAUGAUAUGUUAACCUUUGAUUUGUCGUGAAAAUCUUUAUUUAUUUGCUUCUUUUUUAUAUAUGUAUUAUGAAUUUUCAAUCGUUUUAGUAUUAUAUUACAUUUAGUAUA